CUUUGUUUCUCUCUUUUGUGCCGACAUUCUACGUACAUAUAGGCGGCACAACACCAAAAAGUUUUAGCUCGUUGGCAAAACAAGUGAAAAUUAAACAAAUAAUUCAGUUUGGAGGGCAACAGAUACGAUCAAGCAACCACGAGGAGAAAAAACAUUUCACACUAAAAUCGAAAAAAAGAACUUACGAAUCACUCAGAAUGAAUAUUUUUCGAUUUGCUGGAGACUUGUCGCAUGUAUUUGCUAUUAUAAUUCUUUUGCUUAAAAUAUGGAAAACAAGAUCAUGUGCCGGUAUUUCUGGAAAAUCGCAAAUACUAUUCGCCGUCGUCUAUCUGACACGUUAUCUGGACCUCUUCACCACAUACGUCAGCCUCUACAAUUCGGUGAUGAAGGUGCUCUUCCUAGCCACAUCGGGCGCCACGGUUUACUUGAUGUAUGUGAAGUUUAAAGCCACCUACGAUCACAAUCAUGAUUCGUUCCGCAUUGAAUUUUUGCUUAUACCAUGCGCUCUACUCUCAUUGGUAAUAAAUCAUGAUUUUACCGUGAUGGAGGUGCUCUGGACAUUCUCGAUCUAUUUGGAAUCGGUCGCUAUAUUGCCGCAGCUGUUCCUGGUGAGCAAGACUGGAGAAGCUGAAUCGAUUACCAGCCAUUAUCUGUUUGCCCUCGGCUCGUACCGUGCUCUAUAUCUGCUUAAUUGGGUCUAUCGCUACAUGGUGGAGUCGCAUUAUGAUCUGAUUGCGAUCUUUGCGGGCGUCGUCCAAACUAUUCUCUACUGCGAUUUCUUCUAUCUGUAUAUUACCAAAGUGCUCAAAGGCAAGAAGCUGCAACUGCCAGCAUAAGCAGCGUCAGUAUCAUCUAAUAAUUCCAUGCGUGCGUGUGUGUGGCGGUGCCGUCGCUUCAGAUGAAUGGAUGAGGAGGAGGUCGAUAGGAAAGGAAGAACAGUUUGGAAGAAGCGGCCCGCGUUAAUAAUAGUUCUUUAUCGCAUAACAAAAACAAAAAACAAGAAAAAAUAACUUUAAAAUGAUAUUGUAUAUCGAACGGGAGCAUUUUGUUUGUGUUGCAUUAAUUUAGAACGAGAGAACAUAAGAAAUUCAAAUGUGUGACACAAUUAAUUUAUGCAUAUACCAACUCAAUGCAAAUUAUUAAAGUAUACAAGUAAUGUACAAAAUCUUAUCAUUAUGAUUUCCAUCUGCAAUCAAAAAUCAUUCAACAACCGUAAUUUUGCUUAAUAAUGUAUGUACAAUUGUGUACAUAUGCAUGUAUGUAAGCUCCUAUUGUAUCUUAUCUUGUAGCUCGUCUAUAUUCCUACAACCAAAAUCAAAAUGUUUACUAAUUAUAAUUUAAUUUAAAAAUAAUAAAUCCACCAGUCCUAUCAGCGUUUCUGGUCAAUUUCGGUACUA
Drosophila mojavensis is the source of this 1397-nucleotide messenger RNA. RefSeq names its product ER lumen protein-retaining receptor (gene KdelR). The transcript is spliced from 2 exons. Gene Ontology annotation, cellular component: cis-Golgi network; endoplasmic reticulum; membrane. NCBI's taxonomy places the organism in Eukaryota, Metazoa, Arthropoda, Insecta, Diptera, Drosophilidae. Gene Ontology annotation, molecular function: ER lumen protein retrieval receptor activity. Bases 198 to 836 code for a protein of 212 amino acids. The record is from RefSeq and is a predicted model, not a curated record. Gene Ontology annotation, biological process: protein retention in ER lumen; endoplasmic reticulum to Golgi vesicle-mediated transport.